Diorhabda sublineata is the source of this 2434-nucleotide messenger RNA. RefSeq lists its product as uncharacterized. The transcript has 9 exons. The record is from RefSeq and is a predicted model, not a curated record. Bases 395 to 2110 code for a protein of 571 amino acids. NCBI's taxonomy places the organism in Eukaryota, Metazoa, Arthropoda, Insecta, Coleoptera, Chrysomelidae.
AAUUAAUUAUAAGAGAAAUAUUUAAGCAACAAUUAACUAUUUGUAAUUCGUUACAUGUAUUUCCAAAAGUUUUCUGUUAUUUUAUGAAGUUAGGUACAUACGUCAUAUGUCAUAUAUUUUAAGUGGACUUAUUUUGUCACAUAUUUAUCAUUGUUAGCAGACAGCUGUCUGCUUGUAAUCAAAUAGACAAUAAAAGUGAAAACAGGUUGUGUGCUGAUAAUCUUUCAAAAACACGUAUCACUCCAAGUUUAAGUUAACUUCAAAUACAAAAGUUCUUGUAAGUUACAAUAAUAAAACAUUUACCUAUAGGUUCAAUUUUGACACUUGGGGUUUUCCAAGAUAUGAGAUAUACGUGCUUCCAAUUACAGUAUUUUUUUUGUAGUUGACUUUAGUUAUGGCCAAUAAAUGCAAGGAUUGUGGUUGUACAUGCAAAAGAUGCAUAACCAAUGAUCACGAUGUUCAACUACAUGUCGAAAUAGAAAAUCUUAAGCAACGCCUUUUGGAAAGAGAGAAUCAUAUUGUAACAAUGGAAACAAAUUUUUUGAACGAAGCCAAUAAACUCCCCGAUGAAGAGUUAAUAGUAUUGAAAGAAGAGUUGCUGACUUGGCAGGAUAAAUAUAAAAGGUUAUAUGAAGCUCAUAGGAGAGUACAAAGAGUUAACCAAGGAUUAGAAGAUAAGCUUUUAAAAUUAGUGGACGUUUGUGAGACUGAAAAAACAACCCUUACUAAAGAUGUAGCUACAUUAUCGCAUAAAUUAGCAGAAGCGAAUUAUACCAAUAAGAAAUUGAGAGAAGAUAAUGAGAGGUACAAAAAUGAUGUAAGCUUAGCAAUACAAUUUUUACAAUGCAAGCAAAGCAAUUUUGUAGCACACAAAUAUGAUACUUUACCGGCUGAAAUCCAAUCUCAAGUUUCGAACUAUAUGACGACUAAGAAAAAACCCGAACCGCCCCGUGUCGUACCAGAAGUGAAAAGCAUCAAAGUUCCUAUACCGACGUUCCCUCCAACCGCUAUGGUAUAUUCAGUACCGAAGUCUCCUAAUCUGGAACGAAAAAACGAACCAGAUCUGGAAUCGACGACUGUUGAUAUCGUAUCUGCCGCUAUAAUGGCGAAAGUUUUGGAGGAAAGACAACGGGAAAGGGCGUCCGUCAAACAUUGUGAUACUUGUACUUGUGCCAAAGGAGUGAAGAUAGUUCAUCAAUUGGAGAGUCAUAGUAUAGGGACCCAAACAGGAGAUUAUAAAGAAAUGGUGUGCUUGAAAUGUAACGAGGCUAUAGUAUCAAUUACGAGUAUGAAGAUAGUUAGAAGUACAGAACCAAAAACUCAUAAAGUUGUGCCUAUUUAUCCAUUAGAAACCUUGGAACCCGUCGUGAACCAACCCAACUACAAUGUGGUGAAAGUUCAGCCGAAUAAUUUUUUAACUGAUAGAAUAAUUGAAAUUAACAAUUCCUCUAGCCCAACUGAUAUUACGCCAAAAAAUGAAGAUAUUCCUGUAGAAGCACCAACUACAUCCUUGUCACAUGUUCCGGACAAGUCUAAUGAAGUGGAACCGUCUCGUCAAAGAAUUUGUAGUAAAUCGAGACUCAGCUAUCAAGUCGAAGAAGUGACAUCAGAGAAAACUGAAACCGAAAGAAACGAGAACAGGGCAAGUCCUACAAUAUUGUCACCAAGAGGAUACCCUUCUUUGAAACUACAAAUUGAAGCUAAGAAUAUCCUGCUGGAUAACGCUCAUCAUAAUAUUCCACCUGUACUUUAUACUAGGUCGCACAAAUUGGUACAAAAAAAUUGUGCUCCUACGCCAGACAGUUUAGAAACGGAAAUCAACUCCAUAGUCAGUGACACUUCGACACAAAAUCAACAAAGAGUGGCCGAUUGGAUUAAAAACAGUAUAGAUCAAGACAUAAGUAGUUCGGAAAAUUCGAGAUCCGAUCAUUUUCGCUCGGAUAUCCAAAAAAGAAGCCCAGAAGAGAUCGUCGACCGUGCUCGAUACGCCGAAAUGGAAGAAAAUGUCAAAAGAUUUUUAUAUGGUGAAAGCGAAUUUAUGAAAACAGUUGAGCUGGGCAAAAACAAAUAUAAAGAUUUCGAAGAAGAAUCUGGAUCUGUUUCGGAAUAAUUGGAAAUUUUGUUUAAAUAAAAAGUAACAUCGGAACUUGAAGUGAAAUAAUACCGCAGAAACAGGGUGAAACAAAUUUGUUGACAAAUCGAUUAUCAAGCAAAGAAAAUCUGUUUUUGCAAAUGGCCAGAUCUUGAGACAUCGAUUAGAAGAUGCCGAAACUCAGUUGAACAUUGACACUGAAGUGGCUCCCUCCAAAAAUCCGAAAAGUAUCUGUAUGUCUUCGACUCAUCAUCUCUUGAUCUUCAACUUUGUCAUCAAUGUUUUUAUACACAAAUCGAAAUUUGUAAAAAUCUGUAUUAAACCUUUCAGUGUGUUUGUAAA